Messenger RNA from Lonchura striata (white-rumped munia), 2920 nucleotides. It is a transcript of the gene MKNK1, whose product is annotated as MAPK interacting serine/threonine kinase 1. Gene Ontology annotation, biological process: protein phosphorylation. Gene Ontology annotation, molecular function: ATP binding; protein kinase activity. The record is from RefSeq and is a predicted model, not a curated record. NCBI's taxonomy places the organism in Eukaryota, Metazoa, Chordata, Aves, Passeriformes, Estrildidae.
CUGAACCUCUUUCACUUCAGUUCUAAAGGUGUUUUGUAUUGUCAGCCUUCCAGCUCCAGAACAACUUGGCUCAAGCAAGACCCAGUUUUGGAGCAGGUGGUUGUCCUGAACUCUGCUGUCUUCCACUGAGUUCAAACACACAAACAAGAGAUGGUCAGCAGCCAGCCUGUCCCCAUAGCAGACAGUGGGAAAAGGAAAAAGAAAAAAAGAACCAGAGCUACAGAUCAGGUCCCUGGGAAGUUUGAAGACUUGUACAAGCUGACUGCUGAGCUGCUUGGUGAGGGAGCAUAUGCUAAAGUUCAGGGUGCUGUCAGUCUCCAAACUGGGAAAGAAUAUGCAGUCAAGAUAAUUGAAAAAAAUGCUGGGCAUAGUCGGAGUCGGGUUUUUCGUGAGAUAGAAACUCUGUACCAGUGUCAGGGUAACAAGAACAUUUUGGAGUUAAUAGAAUUUUUUGAAGAUGACUCAAGAUACUACCUGGUCUUCGAGAAGCUGCGAGGAGGUUCAAUCUUGGCCCAUAUACAAAAGAGGAAGCACUUCAAUGAACGAGAAGCAAGCAAAGUGGUGAGAGAUAUUGCCUCUGCUCUGGAUUUCCUUCAUACAAAAGGCAUUGCUCACAGGGAUCUGAAGCCUGAAAACAUCCUGUGUGAAUCUCCAGAAAAGAUAUCACCAGUGAAAAUAUGUGACUUUGAUCUUGGCAGUGGGGUGAAGCUGAACAGUGCAUGUACUCCAAUAACAACUCCUGAAUUAACAACGCCGUGUGGCUCUGCAGAAUACAUGGCACCUGAAGUGGUGGAAGUCUUCAUGGAGGAGGCCACGUUCUAUGACAAGAGGUGUGAUCUGUGGAGCCUGGGGGUGAUUCUGUACAUCAUGCUCAGUGGUUACCCCCCUUUUGUGGGCAACUGUGGCACGGACUGUGGCUGGGACAGAGGAGAAGUCUGCAGGGUUUGCCAGAACAAGCUUUUUGAGAGCAUUCAGGAAGGCAAAUAUGAAUUUCCUGACAAGGACUGGUCACAUAUUUCCUCUGAGGCCAAAGAUCUCAUCUCAAAGCUGCUGGUUUGUGAUGCCAAAGAACGACUUAGUGCUGCUCAAGUUUUGCAACAUUCAUGGGUUCAAGGACAGGCUCCUGAAAGAGGAUUGCCCACCCCUCAAGUUCUUCAAAGGAACAGCAGCGCGAAGGAGCUGACCCUGUUUGCAGCCGAGGCCAUAGCCCUGAACCGGCAGCUGUCCCAGCACGAGAGCGAGCUGAGCGCGGAGCAGCGGAGCGCCGCGCACGCCGUGUGCUCCGUGAAGCUGUCCCCUCCCUCCAAGUCCCGCCUGGCCCGCCGCAGGGCCAUGGCACACGCCACCAAGACCAGCGACUUCCAGCCAGUUCCCCACAAAGCCUUCUGAAGUUCUUUCCUGCUGCGGCGGGGGCAGGACGAGUCUGUGUUCUUAUUUGGAUUUUAGAGCUGAUAAAAGCUGCUCUGCUUCCGACACUUUGAUUAGGAGCUUGCUCUUGUGAUGUGACUUGUAACUCAAAGGGGACAGCUUUUUAUGGGAAUGUUUUUUGCCUGUCAGAUUUAGUGCAUUAAGAUAAUUCAACUGAUUUUUUUUUUUUAAACUGCAGAAGAUGAGUUUUCUGCUGUAUUAUGUGAGGUGAUAAAUCACUAAGUUUUCCUCAUUUUCUUCUUAGAAGAGCACAGUUUAAAAUGCAAACUUGAGUACAUCAGGAAAAACCCACACUGCCAGGCAGAGGAUCAAGCCUCUCUUUGCUGAUGGCUGCUCUCCUUGGUAGCACGUUUUGAAGCUGCUGCUGUUAAUGCCAGCAGUAGGGACAGUUCUCAGCCAACAGAGCCCUCCUCUCUUUCUGUAGACUCAUGAAGGUGACGACAGGGUGGAUCUCUGUCUCCAUUAUAUUCAUUGGGCUUAAAUGGAACGAGAUGGUACUGUAAAGGUGCAAGGAUUGCUCAAAUUUCUAGAGAUGGAGAGAGCUCUGUAGUUCUUUAUGUUGUACUCCAUACCCUCUCAUUUUUAAUUUUCUGGAGUUUGAUGUCUAUUAUGUCCCCUUGGAACAGUUACAUUCUUAAAUCUGAUAACUGCAGUGUAACAGACUGUUUAUGUAACAGUUUAUAUUUACUGUUAGGCUUUUUAAUACUAAUGUGGGGUUUUAUUAUAUUAAUGCUAUCCUCAGCUAAACCUUCCCUUCUGUAAAAUUGUACUUCUCCAUGACCUUUUAUGUGUCCUACCUGGACUUCCUAAUGUGAACAGACAGACAUCAGCAAAUUUUGGUGUGUGAAUAAUUUAGAAAUGCCACAAGCAGAGUACAGCUGUACAAAAAUGGUGCUGCAGCCACAGAAUUCUGCCUCCUGUAGUAACCUCAGGCUGUGUGUCUAGAUUUUUGCUUUCCGUUUCAACACUGCGGUGCAACAGAGCCAAGAAUAAUUUGGAAGGGUUUUGGCUGAAAAGCUGAAGAUUUUUAAGUGACCAAAGGGAGGUCCAUGGAGAAGGACACAGAUGUUGAGCACUUUCUGAAAAAUAAGCUGUGAAUAUUGGGCCCAUGAGAUGGCCAUGAUGCACCUUAACUUGUCAGCCCUUUUUGAAACCUUUUGCCAGGGCUUUGUGUGCAGGUGGGGGAGGAGGAGGCCCCCAAGUGCCAGCACAAAACCCUCCCAAGCAGACUGAGAAGGAAUAAAGUAGCAGAUGCAACAGGCACUUGGAAGUUGAAAGGUCAAAGCUGAAUGUCUUUGCAUGGCCUAUUCAGAGUGGUUUUACAUUAUCAGUAAUAUCAGUGCAUAUAGUUAUUUUUAUAAAACACGCUGUAUUUUGUGACUAAUAUUAAAGUUGUUAUUUAAAAAAAUUUUAUAUGUUGUGCCAGCUGAUGAAUGAUGAAAUGUAUUUUGCUUUUUUUAAUUAAAAUGCCCUAAAUUAUGUAUUUAACACA